AUGCGCCUUGAUCGAACCAUAGCAUCUGGCAUUGGAGCCGCGUCCCUGCUCAACCAACAGGUCUUCGCCACAAACUUCCUUGACCACGACAGUCUACUGGCCGGUGUAGAAGAUCCCGCUUGGUUUGAAGAGAAUGUGCCAAUCCUGGAUAUACCUGAAGAGCAGAUUCGAAUCGUUUACUACUACAGGUGGCAAACAUGGCGGGAGCAUCUCUUCUACACUGGACCGCAGAGGUAUGCUGCUCCGCGUGGAGGCAUUGUCGCUGCAGCAGGGCAACAUAUUAACGAAGGACGAUGGCUACGCGACAGGAAACCUGGCCAGGAUAUUGUCAAUUAUGAUGUUACAAUAUGUUUACGAUCUCACUGGACUGAUGUUGGUGAUAUAGUGGCUCGCUGGACCAGGACAGUUCGAAUAGCCUGCUACCGAGGACGUCAACCCGAGUACAUAUACCUGGAUGAAACCCUCAUUGUCAAUUCACUAGUCUCCGCAGAUUGGGAGUACUUUGGGCUUGAGAAUGUUGCAUACCACGGUCACAACGUCACUGUGUUGUGGGACGAGACUGGCACGCAUUAUGAUCAAGGUCUUCGAGUCUGGGUCAAUGAUCAAUCCGCCGGCAAUAGAGCAGACCUAGGCGCUCUCACAAUCACUAUACCACCACCAAAUGUCCAGCCCAUUAGCGACCUUGUCAACAUCGCCGCCAACAGCCUGAACCUCCUUCAGGGACCACAAGCAAACGCGUCCUUCUCCACGACGAUUGGAGGAGAUAAUUUUACCCACGGCAUAGAUGGCAGUAUCUUCCGCCGCAAAUUCAGAACCCUGCUCUGA
Messenger RNA from Fulvia fulva, 825 nucleotides. RefSeq lists its product as uncharacterized. Bases 1 to 825 code for a protein of 274 amino acids. The transcript is spliced from 3 exons. The record is from RefSeq and is a predicted model, not a curated record. NCBI's taxonomy places the organism in Eukaryota, Fungi, Ascomycota, Dothideomycetes, Mycosphaerellales, Mycosphaerellaceae.